Molecule: messenger RNA, 3771 nt
Organism: Microthlaspi erraticum
Lineage: Eukaryota; Viridiplantae; Streptophyta; Magnoliopsida; Brassicales; Brassicaceae
Source: the annotation of a GenBank genome assembly
AUGUCAACUAGUCGAAAUACCCAUUGGUGUCACAGAUGCCAGCGUGCUGUCCGGCUUCAUGGCCAAGACCCUGUAUGUUCUUAUUGUGGAGGAGGCUUCGUUGAAGAGCUUGAUAUCUCUCAAGCCACCCCAUUUGAUAUGUUCAGAGCUCACAGGGAUGUUGUAGACCGUGAUCCGACUUUAGACCUCAUGGGUGCUUUCUCUGCCUUGAUGAGGAACCGUUUAGCCGAAAGGAGCCAAGACCGAGAUAUCAUCAGAGGAAGAACCAUCAGCAGCUCUGGUCCUGAAAACUUCCCCAGCUUAGCUCCUUUGUUGAUCUUUGGUGGUCAAGUCCCAUACAGACUCUCUGGAGACAAUGCAGUCGAAGCUCUCUUCAGUGGCGGCUCACCUGGUAUCGGCAUUACACGUGGUAACACUGGCGAUUACUUCUUCGGCCCUGGUCUUGAAGAGUUGUUCGAGCAGCUUUCAGCUGGCACUAGUCGCAGAGGGCCACCACCUGCACCGAGGUCAUCUAUAGAUGCAUUGCCAACGAUCAAGAUUGCACAGAGGCAUCUUGGUUCGUCUGACUCCAACUGUCCUGUGUGCAAAGACGAGUUCGAGUUAGGAGCAGAAGCGAAACAGAUGCCUUGCAACCAUAUCUAUCAUUCUGACUGCAUUGUUCCAUGGCUUGUUCAGCACAACUCAUGCCCUGUCUGUCGCCAAGAGCUACCGUCAGGUAGAGGAUCUUCGAGCAGUCAAAACAGAACCACCACCACCAGAAACUACAGAAGUAGUAGUAGUGGUAAUAGUACCAGUCGUGAGAGCAGCAACAGUGAAAGAAGGAAUCCUUUCUCUUCCUUGUGGCCGUUCCGUUCGUCUUCAAGCUCAAGCUCCACACAAAACCGUGGAGGAGGCUCAAGAAACUCGGACUCAGCCGAUGAGAACCACAACUACCAUCACCAGCAACAGCAGCAACAGUCGCAUAUGGAUUUACGCCUGGAACAAGCAAAGGGAAUGAUGAAUCUAGGAUCGCUAUCUCUGAGCACCACCAAGUCGAGUAAGCCAAUGGUCAACCUUAGCUUCUGGAUUCCGUACUUCACUCAUUGGGGACAGAGCUUGUUGGUCUGUGGCUCGGCUCCUGGACUUGGUUCCGGGACUGUGAAAAAAGGUUUGCUGCUGAAGCCGUCUCAGCAAGAGGAUCAGCUUGUCUGGAGUGGCUCUGUUUCUGUGCCACCUGGGUUUAGCUGUGACUACUGUUACUAUGUGGUGGAUGACUCGAAGAAUGUGCUAAGGUCCGAGUUUGGGAUGAAGCGGAAUCUCGUGGUGCCUGAGACUUUGACUGGUGGAGAGUCUGUACAGCUUCGUGAUCUCUGGCAGAGUGGGGACCAAGCUCUCCCAUUUAGAAGCGCCUUUAAAGAUGUCAUCUUUCGCAACACUUCUGAUGUGAAAGUAGAAAAACCUCUAGGGGUCUUUGAGAAUAAGUCUGAGCAAGAUGAUUCAGUUGUCGUCCAAUUUAAAAUCUGUUGUCCAGACGUUGGAGAGGGAACAUCGGUGUAUGUUCUAGGCACCUCAGGAAAGUUGGGGAAAUGGAAAAUUGAAAAUGGACUUAGACUCAACUAUGUUGGUGAUUCCAUAUAUUGUAAAGUUCAGAAGGAAGGUAACAUAGGUUUUGAAUCUGGUGGAAAUCGGGAGCUUUCUCUUCACUCCACCAGUAGCAAACAGGAAUUCAUAGUCAUGUCAGAUGGUUUGUUUCGAGAAAUUCCAUGGAGGGGUGCUGGUGUUGCAGUCCCCAUGUUCUCUGUUAGGUCAGAAGAUGAUGUUGGUGUGGGAGAGUUUCUCGAUCUGAAGUUGCUUGUUGACUGGUCUGUAGACUCGGGGUUGCAUCUAGUACAACUUUUACCAGUAAAUGACACAUCCGUGCAUAAGAUGUGGUGGGACUCGUAUCCAUAUAGCUCGUUAUCUGUUUUUGCACUGCAUCCAUUAUAUCUUAGAGUACAGGCUCUCUCUGAACGUUUGCCAGAAGGUAUAAAGGAAGACAUUGAGGUGGCAAAGAAGCAACUGGACCAAAAGGAUGUUGAUUAUGAGGCUACCAUGGAAACUAAGCUUUCAGUCGCUAAGAAGAUCUUUGACCUAGAGAAAGACCAGACGCUGGAGUCAAGCUCUUUCCAGAAAUUCUUCUCUGAGAACGAGGCCUGGUUGAAACCAUAUGCUGCUUUCUGCUUUCUCCGUGACUUUUUUGAGACUUCAGAUCAUAGUCAGUGGGGAACCUUUUCUGACUACACAAAAGACAAGCUUGAAAAAUUGACAUCCAAGGACAGCUUGCACUAUGACACUAUAUGCUUCCACUAUUACAUCCAGUACCAUUUACAUGUACAAUUGUCAGAAGCAUCAGAAUAUGCAAGGAAGAAAGGAGUCGUACUGAAAGGAGAUUUACCUAUUGGCGUUGACAAAAACAGUGUCGAUACGUGGGUUAACAGGAAUCUGUUUCGCAUGAAUACGUCAACUGGUGCACCUCCAGACUAUUUUGACAAAAAUGGUCAGAACUGGGGAUUUCCUACUUAUAACUGGGAGGAAAUGUCAAAAGACAAUUAUGGUUGGUGGCGUGCUCGCUUAAGCCAGAUGGGAAAAUAUUUCACAGCGUAUAGGAUAGAUCAUAUAUUAGGAUUCUUUCGAAUCUGGGAGCUUCCAGCUCAUGCCAUGACCGGUUUAGUGGGAAAGUUCCGUCCAUCUAUUCCGUUAAGUCAGGAAGAGUUGGAAAAGGAGGGAAUAUGGGAUUUUGACCGACUAACCAAGCCCUAUGUCCAGAGGAAGUUUCUUGAGGAGAAAUUUGGAGAUUUUUGGCCUUUUAUUGCGUCAAAUUUUUUUAUUGAAACUCAGAAGGACUUGUAUGAGUUCAAGGAGGACUGCAACACAGAGAAAAAGAUUGCAGCGAAGCUGAAGUCACUAGCUGAGAAGUCUUUGUUGCUAGAAAACGAGGACAAAGUUCGUCGUGAUGUCAUUGACAUAAUACGGAAUGUUGUUCUGAUCAAAGAUCCAGAGGAAGCAAGAAAAUUUUAUCCUCGCUUUAACCUUGAGGAUACUUCAAGUUUCCAGGAUUUGGAUGAUCACAGCAAAAAUGUUCUGAAGAGACUAUACUAUGACUACUAUUUCCAACGCCAAGAGGACCUGUGGAGGAAAAAUGCUUUGAAAACCUUACCUGCUCUGUUAAAUUCGUCUAACAUGCUGGCGUGUGGGGAGGAUCUCGGUCUCAUUCCAUCUUGUGUACAUCCUGUUAUGCAAGAACUGGCUUUGGUUGGCCUUCGCAUCCAGCGCAUGCCCAGUGAUUCUGAUGUAGAGUUUGGGAUUCCUUCUAACUAUGACUAUAUGACGGUGUGUGCUCCUUCAUGCCACGACUGCUCUACACUGCGAGCCUGGUGGGAAGAGGAUGAAGAGAGAAGACAACGGUACUUCAAGGAAGUGAUUGGUGCAGAUGAAAUCCCUCCAAGUCAGUGUGUUCCAGAGAUUACCCAUUUCAUUCUGAGGCAACAUGUUGAAGCUCCAUCAAUGUGGGCUAUUUUCCCUCUUCAGGAUAUGUUGGCUCUGAAAGAUGAGUACACUACUCGUCCUGCAACAGAGGAGACGAUCAAUGACCCAACAAACCCUAAACAUUACUGGAGAUACCGUGUACACGUGACACUGGACUCGCUUAUGAAAGACACAGACCUGAAAUCAACCAUCAAGAACCUUGUCUCGAGCAGUGGAAGAUCUGUUCCUGCUGGUGAAGACAAUAACAACAAGAAACAAGAGUCAUAG